Plutella xylostella (diamondback moth) is the source of this 1802-nucleotide messenger RNA. RefSeq names its product eukaryotic translation initiation factor 4H1 (gene eIF4H1). Gene Ontology annotation, molecular function: RNA binding. Lineage: Eukaryota; Metazoa; Arthropoda; Insecta; Lepidoptera; Plutellidae. The record is from RefSeq and is a predicted model, not a curated record.
UUAUCUCUUACUAAGUGCGUUUUACUUGUAAUUUUAAAGCCAAUUAAUUUAGUUAUCCUAGAAAAAUCGAGUCCGGGGUUGUAUUUCAAUAAUUUCUUCGGCAAAUUCACUUGUUUUGACAGUGCUCUCGAAUACGAUAAAAGUGUUGAAUUCUUGAAAAUGGAUUUUGGUGGUGGAAGGAGGACGGCCGGCGGCCGGCAGCUCCCCUCGGAGCCCCCAUACAAGGCAUACGUCGGUAAUUUACCCGGAGGUCUCAUUCAAGGCGAUAUUAACAGAAUUUUCCCUAAUCUAACUAUUAAAAAUGUAAGAUUAGUAAUGGACAGAGAAACUGACAAGUUCAAAGGAUUUUGCUAUGUGGAGUUUGAAUAUCUUGAAGAUUUGAUAAAGGCAAUUGAAAUGAACGGAAUUAUAAAUGUAGAAGGUCAAUUUAUUAAAAUUGAUGUUGCUGAAGAAAAACGAAAUGACAGAGGCGGCGGCGGUUUCGACCGAGGCCGGCGCGACGGUGGCGGUGGUCGCGACGCGGGACGCGGCGGCGGUGGCGGCGGGGGCGGGGGCUUCCGCCGGGACAGCAACGCCUCGCGGGGCGGUACGUACGACCACCACGACUCCCAAGACCGCCGCCAGCCAGGCGGGUUCACUCAUGAGCGCGAGCGCGGCGGCGCGCCGGGCCCGGGCGAGCGGUGGGGCGGCGGCGGCGGCGGGGGCGGGGGCGAGGGCGGGCGCGGCUCGCGGGGCGGCUCGGAGGAGCCCCGCGGGGGCGGCGAGUGGGGCCGCAUGGGGCGCACGGCGCGCGACCGCGAGCCCCGCCCCGCGCCCGGCGGCGGCCCGGGUGGCGCCCCCCCCAGGCGCGGCGGGAACUUCGAAGAUAUGCCGAGUUCGCGGCCUGACACGACGGGCAGACCAAAGCUGAAGCUGGCGCCGCGCACGGUGAAGGACCCGGUGAACGCGCUGGCGUCCACGUCGCAGGCCUCGUCCAUAUUCGGCGGCGCGCGGCCGAGGGAGGAGCGCCUCAAGGAGAUCAGCAAGGACUAGACCCCACACUUACCACAUACUCUACUCCCUGUACCAGUGAGCGACGCGCGGCCGCCGCACCCCCCAAUACACCCCUGUACAUGGACUCUUCGAUUUGUUAGGUUACGUGGUUGUAAAUCAUUUUUAUCAUAUAUUUUGUUAGCUUUAUUUUGUGUAUUGAUUGAUGAGCUUAUUAUUGUUUAUCGACUGCCCGCUUGUUAUUUGAGCGGCGCGGUCUCGCUUGAGGGUUCACAGUAUUUAAAUUGCUAGUUCUCGUCUCACUCCCCCCGUAAAUAUUGCAGUUGUAGGCUUGUGUGUAAAUGAAUUCCGCUUUGCAUAAUACAUAAUAUAAUUAAAUGUCCGGUUCGAUAUUAUUAAUAACAUUACAUAUUUCUGAGAAGAAAUUUGAUUUUUUUUUGUUCAUAUUUGUGUUAUUUUAUAACAAAAAAUAUAAAAAUCUAAUAAAAAUAAUUAUUUUGUUUAUUAUAAUAGUAAUAAUGUCGCCGUUGUGUAUCAGAUUUGCUGAUGUAAUGUUUCUCUUGUUUAGUGUUUAGAUCCGGAAAAUUAAUAAUUGAACUGAUAAUUAUGGAACAUAAUUUAAGAGUUGAUUAUGUGGUGAUGUAAUUACGGUUUUCAUUAAUAAAAAUCUAACUUCCACGUAUUUGGAUUUCUACUUUAAUAAUACAUAAUAGUUAUUGUGUAAUUUCAAUAAUUAUGUGGUAAGUAAAUUAAGAAAAAAAUCGCAAAAAUGUAAUGGAAAAUAGAAAAAUAAAAAAAAUCUUUGUAAUUGA